Molecule: messenger RNA, 1527 nt
Organism: Neoarius graeffei (lesser salmon catfish)
Lineage: Eukaryota; Metazoa; Chordata; Actinopteri; Siluriformes; Ariidae
Gene: msx2a
Product: muscle segment homeobox 2a
Exons: 2
Coding region: 383-1087 (234 amino acids)
Biological process (GO): regulation of transcription by RNA polymerase II; embryonic morphogenesis
Cellular component (GO): nucleus
Molecular function (GO): DNA-binding transcription factor activity, RNA polymerase II-specific; RNA polymerase II transcription regulatory region sequence-specific DNA binding
Source: RefSeq, a predicted model, not a curated record
UAUCUUAAUGGGAACCCGUCAUGUCAUUAAACACUAAGCCCAGCGCGUGUCCCAUCUCCUGACGUUAAUCAGGUAUAAUGGACAGAAUAAAUGCGCUUAAAACGAGCCAAUCGCACGCACACACUUCUCUCAAAAAGCUCUCUCUCUCUCUCUCUCUCUCUCUCGGCUGGGCGGUGACGGGCGGUGACGGUGACUGCCUGCAACUUUGCUCCAGGAUGCUCUUCAAACACUGAGAACUUUGACUCGGAGUGGAGUGGAGUGGAGUGGAGGAGAACCUGCACACUCGCGGAAGCGCCGGCGUUUAUUAUUACCCAUAUUAUUAUUAUUAUUUAUUUAUUUAUUUACUUUGGGGCACGAGCUUGUGAUUUCCCGAGGCCGACGCAUGAGGCAAGGUAUGGGCACGGAGCUCCGCGAAGACGCCGCGUGCUCGGCUCAGCGCGCCGCGAGCCUGCCGUUCAGCGUGGACGCGCUCAUGGCUCGCGCAGGGACCAGGGCACGCGCAGAAACGCCUCAAUACGGCAACGGGCGCGCGACGCUCCUCUACGGGCCGCCUGCGCCCCAGGACCGCGUCCCGUCGUCCCCCGUCAAGUCGGAAGCGUCGGAUCGGGACGAAGCGACCUGGCCCAAGUCCGCGUGCUCACCGCAGCCACGACACUUGGGUCCAAACACAUGUUCUCUCAGAAAGCACAAGACAAAUCGUAAGCCUCGCACUCCGUUCACGACGGCUCAGCUCUUGGCGCUGGAGCGCAAGUUCCGUCAGAAGCAGUACCUCUCCAUUGCUGAGCGUGCCGAGUUCUCUAGCUCUCUGUGCCUGACUGAAACCCAGGUCAAGAUCUGGUUCCAGAACAGACGGGCCAAAGCCAAACGACUGCAGGAGGCUGAGAUGGAGAAGCUCAAAAUGGCAGCCAAGCCCUCAACGCACUCGGGCCUCCCUUUCCCGUUUCCUCUCAAUAGUCAGCCACAGGGGGCAGCAGCACUCCUCUAUGGACAAUCAGGACACUUUCCUUUGCGCAGAUACAUGCUCCCUAUGCCUCCACUUGGGAUUUACUCGACACCUUUGGCCUAUAGUAUGUAUCAUUUGUCCUGAGAGGCAUUCAUGGAUUCUUUUUUCAUCUGAAUGGAAGACUGUUUGUUGGUGCCUAAACCUCUUUGCCCAGUGGGCUCAUAUGUAAUCUAAAUAGUGUGUCAAGUGGCCAAAACAACAAAAAAGCUAAAAGGCCAUGUCCCCCCCCCCCUUUUUUUUUGACAUAGUGGUAGCUUUAUAAACCUUUUCAAACAGAUGUCAAGAUCCACACAAAAACAAAAAAUCCUUACAAGCCACAGUUUGGGGAGGCUGUGUCUAAAUGCACCUUAUUAUAAAGACUAUGCAGGUUCAGAUGCUGGAUAUACUGAACUACUUAAUUGAACCGUGUUGGUUGAAGACUAAAAUGUAACAGUGUCAUUUUUAAGUUUUUUAUUCUUCACUUCCAUUCUUUACUAAAUGUUUUGGAGUAUUCAAAAAGUAUAAAAGACCCUUGGCCUCACUUU